GUCACCAGUAUAUCGAGUCAUGUCCAGUCGCUUUUGAUCACUAUAGGUCGAAUUUUCCCGCAGAGACCAUUAUAUCCUGCUGUUACGAGGACAUCUGCUUGUUUUGAGCUAUCUGACUUAUCGCCGUGCUCGAUGCUGCCCUCUCCUUCCACCGCUCCGUCGGAUUCUACCCUGCGGGAAGAGGGAUUGGGAUCAACCGGCAAGAAGCGUCGACCCAGCGGAUCCAGUCUCGAAGACAUGACCUCGAAACUUUUAAAGAUCGACCUGUCGGAUCAAUGCCAAUCUGAAAACUCGUCCCAAUCAUCAAUCAGAUCCGUGACACACGACGAUUCGUUCACCUUCUCAACUCAAAGGGACCCUGAACAGCGACCUGCUUCGACCCAGGAUCAAGGGCAGUCAAUUCGUUGCAUCGAUCACAACCAGGUCUUCGAAGGGCAGGAGGCGGCAGUGCUUUGCAGAAAACUCUACACCGCCGCUGCGACGCAUCUGAAAUUGACGGAACCCAAAAACCUUCUUUUAGUUUGUAAACGGUUCGAGCAGGUAUUCCAUAUCGAUGGUCAGGAAUUACGUCAAGGCAGAUCAGUCGCUCUGCGAUUGAAACAUGCAAUAUCAUCCUUUACCGCCGAGGAAAUCACUACGAUAGAUCAAAUUUGGAACAUGAAAGGCAAUUCCUCGCUGAAGCUAAGUCUAGGGCAAGAUCCGAACGUGCCAGACUAUUGUGUCAUCCGUCCAAAAUUAUCUUACGAUGGACAGGACCACCAGGAAGGCUUUGUGUUCAAGUCCGUAACGCCUUGCAGUCCCUUUUCGAAAGAUCGCAACAAAGAACUCCUCUUCCAAACAAUGACAUCUCUCCGAGUCCUGAGCUUGCUUACUAGAGGGAAGUAUCUCAUGAUCAGCUUCUGUUCCGUGUGCUACUCCGCUGAGCGCGCCACAAGCUCGAGGUAUGACUGGGCAGGUCAAAUCAUAUGCGGUGGCGUGCUUGUCGUGGGUCUGACCAUCAAGAUCGACUGUAAAGAUGAUUUGACUAUCAUCUGCGCCAAGCAUGCCAUCUCUCAGUGUUCUGGUACUUUCCCGGAUCGUUCGACUUCAACGGUCUACCGGCUUGUAGGAAGACGGAAACGCGGUUGA
Filobasidium floriforme is the source of this 1128-nucleotide messenger RNA. RefSeq lists its product as uncharacterized. The record is from RefSeq and is a predicted model, not a curated record. Lineage: Eukaryota; Fungi; Basidiomycota; Tremellomycetes; Filobasidiales; Filobasidiaceae. Bases 133 to 1128 code for a protein of 331 amino acids. The transcript is spliced from 4 exons.